Messenger RNA from Eutrema salsugineum, 588 nucleotides. Its product is annotated as 60S acidic ribosomal protein P2-4. The transcript is spliced from 4 exons. Gene Ontology annotation, biological process: cytoplasmic translational elongation. The record is from RefSeq and is a predicted model, not a curated record. Lineage: Eukaryota; Viridiplantae; Streptophyta; Magnoliopsida; Brassicales; Brassicaceae. Gene Ontology annotation, cellular component: cytosolic large ribosomal subunit; ribosome. Gene Ontology annotation, molecular function: structural constituent of ribosome. Bases 95 to 433 code for a protein of 112 amino acids.
AUAUAAGUCAUCUUCUUCCUCCAUUGUCGCUUCUCCAAACACUCAUAAGCCAUAUCUGCUUGUAGCUUCCUGCUUCUCAGAUCUUCUCGGAAAAAUGAAGGUUGUCGCUGCUUUCCUCCUCGCCGUUCUUGGCGGAAACGCUAAUCCUUCUGCUGAUAACAUCAAAGAUAUUAUCGGAGCUGUUGGUGCUGAUGUUGAUGGAGAGAGCAUUGACCUUCUUCUGAAAGAAGUGAGUGGUAAAGACAUCACCGAGCUGAUUGCAACCGGUAGGGAGAAGUUGGCUUCUGUGCCAUCAGGUGGUGGUGUGGCUGUUGCAGCUUCUUCUCCAUCAAGCGGUGCUGCCUCUGCUCCUGCAGCUGCAGAGAAGAAAGAAGCCAAGAAGGAAGAGAAAGACGAGUCCGAUGAUGACAUGGGAUUCAGUCUCUUCGAGUAGGACUUUGGCUGCGGAAUGCAGUUAGUGGAACUUUUUUUGCUCUCUUUUUUGUCCUCUCUUGUAGUUCGUUGUUAUCAAAGAUUGAUUACAAUUUUUAGUUAGAUAUGAAACGAGAAGAGUUUUUUCCUUAUCUUGUUGGUUUUUCAUCUUUAUCC